Messenger RNA from Chrysochloris asiatica (Cape golden mole), 2527 nucleotides. RefSeq names its product phosphatase and tensin homolog (gene PTEN). Gene Ontology annotation, cellular component: plasma membrane; cell projection; cytosol. The coding region runs from base 1022 to 2233 and encodes 403 amino acids. Gene Ontology annotation, biological process: protein dephosphorylation; negative regulation of cell population proliferation; regulation of phosphatidylinositol 3-kinase/protein kinase B signal transduction. Lineage: Eukaryota; Metazoa; Chordata; Mammalia; Afrosoricida; Chrysochloridae. The transcript is spliced from 9 exons. The record is from RefSeq and is a predicted model, not a curated record. Gene Ontology annotation, molecular function: inositol-1,3,4,5-tetrakisphosphate 3-phosphatase activity; phosphatidylinositol-3,4-bisphosphate 3-phosphatase activity; protein tyrosine phosphatase activity.
CCCUCCCCAGUCGCGAUCCCGUCCGCCUCCCGCCUCCCCGCGGGCUUCCGAGGCGCCCGGGUUCCCAGCGAGGCGGCGGAGGGGGUGGGCAGGCCCGCGGUGAUGUGGCGGAACUCUUUGUGCACUGCGGCAGGAUACGCGUUUGGGUGCGCGACGCGCUGCGACGCGCUGCGCUUAGUUCUCUCCUCUCGGAAGCUGCAGCCAUGAUGGAAGUUUGAGAGUUGAGCCGCUGUGAGGCGAGGCCGGGCUCAGGCGAGGGAGAUGAGAGACGGCGGCGGCCGCGGCCCAGAGCCCCUCUCAGCGCCUGUGAGCAGCCGCGGGGGCAGCGCCCUCGGGGAGCCGGCCGGCCGGCGGCGGCGACAGCGGCGGCGUUUCUCGCCUCCUCUUCGUCGCCUUUUCUAACCGUGCAGCCUCUUCCUUGGUUUCUCCUGAAAGGGAAGGUGGAAGCCGUGGGCUCGGGAAGGAGCCGGCGGAGGCGCGGCGGCGGCACCUCCCGCUCCUGGAGCGGGGGGAAGAAGCGGCGGCGGCCGCGGCGGCUGCAGCAGCUCCAGGGAGGGGGUCGGAGUCGCCUGUCACCAUUUCCAGGGCUGGGAACGCCGGAGAGUUGGUCUCUCCCCUUCUCCUGCCUCCAACACGGCGGCGGCGGCGGCGGCGGCAUAUCCAGGGACCUGGGCCGGUUUUAAAUCUCCCCUCCGCCGCCGCCGCCGCACCCCCCUUGGCCCGGGCUCUGGAGGCCGUCGGGGGAGGCAGCCGUUCCGAGGAUUAUUCGUCUUCGCCUUAUUCCGCCGCCGCCGCUGCCAGGCCUCUGGCUACUGAGGAGAAGCAGGCCCAGUCACUGCAACCAUCCAGCAGCCGCCGCAGCAGCCAUUACCCGGCUGCGGUCCAGAGCCAAGCGGCAGCAGAGCGAGGGGCAUCCGCGACCGCCAAGUCCAGAGCCAUUUCCAUCCUGCAGAAGAAGCCCCGGCACCAGCAGCUUCUGCCAUCUCUCUCCUCCUUUUUCUUCAGCCACAGGCUCCCAGACAUGACAGCCAUCAUCAAAGAGAUCGUUAGCAGAAACAAAAGGAGAUAUCAAGAGGAUGGAUUCGACUUAGACUUGACCUAUAUUUAUCCAAACAUUAUUGCUAUGGGGUUUCCCGCAGAAAGACUUGAAGGUGUGUACAGGAACAACAUUGAUGACGUAGUAAGGUUUUUGGAUUCAAAGCAUAAAAACCAUUACAAGAUAUACAAUCUAUGUGCAGAAAGACAUUAUGAUACCGCCAAAUUUAACUGCAGAGUUGCACAGUAUCCUUUUGAAGACCAUAACCCACCACAGCUAGAGCUUAUCAAACCCUUUUGUGAAGAUCUUGACCAAUGGCUAAGUGAAGAUGACAAUCAUGUUGCAGCAAUUCACUGUAAAGCUGGAAAGGGACGAACUGGUGUAAUGAUUUGUGCAUAUUUGUUACAUCGGGGCAAAUUUUUAAAGGCACAAGAGGCCCUAGAUUUUUAUGGAGAAGUAAGGACCAGAGACAAAAAGGGAGUAACUAUUCCCAGUCAGAGGCGCUAUGUGUAUUAUUAUAGCUACCUGUUAAAGAAUCAUCUGGAUUAUAGACCAGUGGCACUGUUGUUUCACAAGAUGAUGUUUGAAACUAUUCCAAUGUUCAGUGGCGGAACUUGCAAUCCUCAGUUUGUGGUCUGCCAACUCAAGGUGAAGAUAUAUUCCUCCACAACAGGACCCACACGACGGGAAGACAAGUUCAUGUACUUUGAAUUCCCUCAGCCAUUGCCUGUGUGUGGUGACAUCAAAGUAGAGUUCUUCCACAAACAGAAUAAGAUGCUAAAAAAGGAUAAAAUGUUUCACUUUUGGGUAAAUACAUUUUUCAUACCAGGACCAGAGGAAACCUCAGAAAAAGUAGAAAAUGGAUGUGUAGGUGAUCAAGAAAUUGAUAGUAUUUGCAGUAUAGAGCGUGCAGAUAAUGACAAGGAAUAUCUAGUACUUACUUUAACAAAAAAUGAUCUUGACAAGGCAAAUAAAGACAAGGCCAACCGAUACUUUUCUCCAAAUUUUAAGGUGAAGCUGUACUUUACAAAAACUGUAGAGGAGCCAUCAAAUCCAGAAGCUAGCAGUUCGACUUCUGUAACGCCAGAUGUUAGUGACAAUGAACCUGAUCAUUACAGAUACUCUGACACCACUGACUCGGACCCUGAGAAUGAACCUUUUGAUGAGGAUCAGCACACACAAAUUACAAAAGUCUGAUUUUUUUUUUUUUAUCAAGAGGGAUAAACACCAUAAAAAGAAACUUGAAUAAACUGAAAAUGGACUUUUUUUUUUUUUUUAAAUGACAAUAGGAUAUUAUGACAGAUUACCAGUUAUAGGAACAAUUCUCUUUUCCUGACCAAUCUUGUUUUACCCUAUACAUCCACAGGGUUUUGACACUUGUUGUCCAGUUGAAAAAAGAUUGUGUAGCUGUGUCAUGUAUAUACCUUUUUGUGUCAAAAGGACAUUUAAAAUUCAAUUAGAAUAAAAUAAAGAUGGCACUUUCCCAUUUUA